Messenger RNA from Haemonchus placei, 531 nucleotides. NCBI's taxonomy places the organism in Eukaryota, Metazoa, Nematoda, Chromadorea, Rhabditida, Trichostrongylidae. The record is from the annotation of a GenBank genome assembly.
AUGUCAGCGCAGUAUAGAGAGCUUGGAGCGAAUCUCAUGAUCGCUGUGCACUGUAUAAUGACUCUCGUUAUUGUCAUCAAUCCGCUUAAUCAGGAAGUCGAACAUUACCUGAAGAUCUCGCACAGCUUCGGAACUGGCCGAGUUGUCACACGAACAACCGUUCUUCUUUUGGUGCUCUUCGUCGGUCUAUCCGUACCUGAUUUUUCGCCGGUGAUGAAUCUGGUUGGAGCAUCCACGAUUCCCGUUGGAUGUGCAGUGCUGCCAUCGCUCUUCUAUCUCUAUAGUGAGGCGGCCACUGAAGAUGAAUGGAGAAAAGGACACACUCCAACGUUGAUGAACGUGAUCCGUCGCACUGACAAGACGAAGCUCAUCAUCAAUGUGUUUAUGCUUAUUGUCGCAGUUAUCGGCGGUGUUCUUGGAACAAUGCAAGGACUUGAGAAAAUUGCGAAAGCCGAGUUCUCGGCUCCAUGUUACGUGCGUGCAUUCACUGCUGACAACUACAGCACCUCAUUCAAAAUCAUACAGCAGUAA